UUAACAACAUACAUUUUAUUUGAAACACAAACAAGUAUAUCUGUCAGUGGACUUUGGUCCCAUCGGUUAGCAUUUUGUAGAUUUACAUGCGAUUAAAAUAUGACAGUUAACAUGCAUGCAGUGCUUGAGGUCUUAAGAACAAUACUUUAUCUAAUUUACUGUUACGGAGAAGCUGUCUUUCGCAUGUUCGUGCCAAUAAAGAAGAAAAGUUUCGCUGGUAAAGUUGUACUAGUUACCGGCGCGGGCCACGGUAUCGGACGAGAGCUGGCUCUGCAAUUCAGCGAGAUUGGAGCGCGACUGGUCCUUUGGGAUAUCAACAGUGCUAAUCUUGAGAAGGUUAAAAAUGAAAUCCAGAAAACAGGACAUACUGCAGUCUCAUAUGUUUGUGAUGUCAGCAAAAUAGAAGAUAUAAAAGCAGUUGCAAAAAAAGUGCGGCAGGAUGUGGGGGAGGUGGAAAUGCUGGUCAACAAUGCUGGUAUUCUGCAUGGUGGAGCCUUACUAAGCCUCUCUGAACAGGACAUUCGCAGGACAUUUGAUGUCAAUGUUCUCGCACAUUUUUGGACAUGUAGGGAGUUUUUACCCCACAUGAUCCGACAGAAUGAGGGUCACAUUGUGAAUGUGGCCUCCAUGAGUGCACAGAGAGCCGUUGCCUACCUGACAGACUAUGCGUCCUCCAAGUACGCAGUAAAGGGGUUUACACAGGGACUACGUGAUGAACUGAGAAGGGAGGGACAUACAGGGAUACAUCUGACCACUGCUUACCCAAUGUUUGUAGAUACUGGGUUAGCACAGUAUGCCAUUGACAGAGAUGGGAUGCUUACACCGCGUGAUGUUGCUGCGGCAGUUGUUGAUGGUGUACAGAGAAACGAGCCCAGUGUGUUUAUACCCGGCAGAUAUAGAUACACCCUGCCUAUUAUGAGUUGGUUGCCCUCGAAAUUCCUGGAUCAUCCGACAGAGUUUAUGUACAAGGGAAUCCAUCCACAAUACCACACCAACAGAGAAUAGUGAUCAUGAAUGUCCGUACUGUAGACAGUAUAGUGGUCGUGAAUGUCCGUACUGUAGACAGUAUAGAAUUUAACCCUUUACCGUUUGGCUCUUCGUUUAAACGCGUUUGUAGAAAAUCAAAGUAAAUUAGAUAUCAUUCUUACUAGAUUCAACUUUUCAAGGCUUCAUUUCCAACCUUACGAUACUGAUGGGCAUCAAACAGCAGGACACCUAAACAGCCUGGGCGUCACUCGCAGGUUGAUUGGUUUUAAGCCUUUUGCAACAGCCAUUUUCACUUAACUUCUGAGAUGGAAACAGUAAAACUUUUUGUUAUAGAAAUCAUAUGAAAAAUGAAGUUACUAGGAAAUUAACCAGUUUUUAUAUUUAGAAGAAGAAUAUGAAUUAUUUGCAUAUUUAAAACAAAUAUGAAACACUGUAGAAAAUUCAUAAUUAUUCAAAGGAGUACUAUUCUUUAAAAACUCAGUCAUUUUUCUUUGAAUUCCUCUAACAACUUUAUUUAAUGUGGGAGUCCAUGAUAUAGUCAUAUUAGGCAUGUGAAUAAUUUAAGGCCAAAUCAAAUUAGUGUUACGAUAUUUAUGCAAUCUAUAAAAUGCAUUUCUUAAAAUUACAGCACUGUCAUAAAAAGAUCUUGUUAUGAAGAUAGGCCAAAUUCAACUUCAAAUUCCUUGUGUCAAAUGGCUACACACAUGCAAACCCAUAUUUCAAUGCACUGUCAAAUGGCUACACAGAUGCAAACCCAUAUUACAAUGCACUCAACAAAUAAAUUAGACCCCCAGUUAAAUUCUAUGUAAAAUGUGUAUGUAAAGUGCAUGUUAAAAAAAAGCUGAUGUUGGCGUGUGCUGUCUAACACAUUUUUUCACAUUUAAAUGGGGGUAGACAGAGUAAGUAAAAACUGUUAAGUUCAAAAUCCAUGCUCCUUUUUUUUGUUCACAAUAUGAUAGUUCGGUGACUUUAAUAUGAAGUCUCAUGUGGCAAUUUUGUGCCAUCUAUUCAUCACGUUGCUUUCCACUUUAAGAAUUAAAACCUGCAAAUGAAUUUGAGAAACAAUGGACGUUUUUUGUUUAAAUCCUCUUUCAACACAAAAAAGCAGUUUUAUUCUACAAAAGUAAGUGAUGGUUUAUUGAAUGAGCUGCGUGCGCUCUGGAAAAAUGGGCUUUAAUGCAUGUGUCCCAAGUGUCAUCCCAGAUUAGACUGUGCAGUUUGCACAGGCUGAUGAUCGACAACACUUUCUGCCUAUUCUGGAUUUUCAUUUAGAAAAGACAUCUUUUAACAAAAAAUUCCAUAAAUUUCCAUAAAAGAAAAAAGUUGCAUCGGUGAUUAGCCUUUGUGGACUACACAGGCUGUACUGGGAUGACGAUAUGAGUCGUGUUCUGAGUAAACUGGGCAUAAUGCACGUGCGUAAAGUUUUGUCCCAGAUUAGCCUGUGCAAUCCGCACAGGCUAAUCAGGGACGACACUUGCCGCUUUUAUGACAUUUUUCGUUUAAAUGAAGUAUCUUCUUUGCAAAAAUCCAUUUAAGGCGGAAAGUGUGGUCCCUGGUUAGCCUGUGUGGAUUGCACAGGCUAAUCUGGGACGACACUUUACGCAUAUGCAUUAUGCCCAGUUUUCUCAGAUUGGGACUCAUAUAUAAAAUAUAUUAUAUAAUUUAUUACCAGCUCUAGACAGUGUAGAGAAGAGUGUGCAGCCAUUUUUUAUAUCUGUGUGUACGUACCUUAUAAGUCAAUUUUGUAAUGUGCCAUUUAUUCUCUAGUGUGUUAAAGUCCCAUCUUACAAAGCUUUAAUUGUUGUGUUUUAUUCACCAGGCUGUUGCAUUGUUAUGUAAGCAGAUUUUUUAUUGAAUAUAUAUAUUGUUGUCAUCAUGUUUUUGUUUUUUUUAAUUUUUAUUUUUUUAGUUGAUUUGUCAAUGCUUAUUUAUUUAAUUUAGAUAUGUUUAUAGAG
Messenger RNA from Dreissena polymorpha, 2942 nucleotides. RefSeq names its product 17-beta-hydroxysteroid dehydrogenase 13-like. Gene Ontology annotation, cellular component: lipid droplet. Gene Ontology annotation, molecular function: oxidoreductase activity, acting on the CH-OH group of donors, NAD or NADP as acceptor. The transcript is spliced from 7 exons. NCBI's taxonomy places the organism in Eukaryota, Metazoa, Mollusca, Bivalvia, Myida, Dreissenidae. Bases 100 to 1005 code for a protein of 301 amino acids. The record is from RefSeq and is a predicted model, not a curated record.